Molecule: messenger RNA, 3988 nt
Organism: Hyaloscypha bicolor E
Lineage: Eukaryota; Fungi; Ascomycota; Leotiomycetes; Helotiales; Hyaloscyphaceae
Exons: 5
Coding region: 278-3988 (1236 amino acids)
Biological process (GO): protein phosphorylation
Molecular function (GO): protein binding; ATP binding; protein kinase activity
Source: RefSeq, a predicted model, not a curated record
UUUUUUGAUAGCAAUUUCUUUGCACUUGUCAAUGGAGAACCAAAUCAUAAGCAAUCGAUAUAUCAGACUCAACCAACUGCAUACUCUACUUAAGCGUCUAUUUGUAGCGGGGUACGAGGUAGAUGAGAGAGCGGAGCAUUAUCAUCUUUCUAUUCCACGUAAACUAACAGAGGAGGAAAUCGAGUCCGUUUCUGAUCAUACACGCUAAGAGUUAGCAAGCGCUCUUAGAUCUCUAUAUCUUGCAUUCCUCUCAAAGUCUUCACUUCACGCUUCACUCAUGGCUUCAGCAAGUCUCAGCCUUGUGCUUGACCCUCCAUCUUCCAUUGACGAGACUCCACCGCAGACGUGCACCACAGAAGCCGAGCAUUACGAUUUCAUAUCUCUCCUUGGCCUCGCACAGAAAUGGGAUGUAUCAUUCCUCCCAAUCACAUGGCAGCCGGCUCUCGGUCCACUCGGUGAAGGAGCUUCGGCGGAAGUAUACCAAUCUACGAUUUACAAGUCGCUCGCGCUAGCGUUCAAAGACUCAACGGCCAAAAAGACCGGCAAACGUAGGAUCGGAUUUAAGGAUAUUAUGAGGGAGAUACUUAUUGUUCGAGCGCCGUAUAUUCGCAAGUCUCCAAACAUAAUUGACCUUCUCGGCAUCACCUGGAACCAGGAUCCAUCCGAAAAUCAGGUUUGGCCAGUUUUGGUGUACAGAAAAGGCACGUACGGGACUCUGCGUGACUAUAUAUGCAACCCUCAGCGGAUGAAGGAAACCUUACGGGAACGACUGACCCUCUGUUCUGGUGUUUUGUACGGACUCGCCACGUUACAUUCUGCGGGAGUUGUACAUGGCGAUUUGAAGCCCGAAAACAUCAUUAUUCAGAUGCAUGGCAAUUACCUAUAUCCCGCUAUAUCAGACUUUGGGUUUUCUUCCAUCUCGAAUUACGAUGAUGCUCUGAUACAAAUACCCUGCUCGCCUCCGUGGACUGCUCCGGAACACCAUGUGAACAAGCAUUCAUUCGAGAAGGCAAAGCAGAUGGAUGUAUUCUCCUGGGGGCUCAUCUUGCUGUGGGCAAUAUUGGCAAGAGUGAAAUUAUCAGACCUGAGCUAUAAGGCUCAGCUAGAUGUCCUUUCGGCUCUCAAGUCGGAGCAUAAACUCAUAGAGACAGCCAGAUCUACGCUUGACCAAGUUUUUGCAUCACCCGCAUUGGAACCUGAUGAUCGAGAGGUUGGCGGCCAACUUUUCCGUAUACUGGAGCGCUGCUUACAACACGAUCCACAACUACGUGCUAAAACAGCAUGUGAAGUGCUCAGCAUCUGCCCAGAGCCCUUAGACGGCGAACUUUUGUAUGUUCCAGCCUUCCAACCGCAGGACGAGAAGGACCUUUGUUUGCCAACGCAUACCUCUUUCACUGUCCAGAAGUCGAUCUCGCAACUGUCUACAGUAGACUAUAGAGUCCGAAAGUUCAUUUUGGACGAGCUGUCACGCAGAACAGAGUACGCCUGUGAUAUCUGUAGAGAACGGGCAAGAUACGAAUCAGUCGUGGCAUUGAAACUAGGUUUCGGCGGACACUCUAUCCAUAGGAUUCACUUCGACAACUUGAUAUUCUCCGCCACCGAUGAUGGCACAGACCCAUACUGCAGCCGUGCACUCCAGACUAUACGAGAUAUAGCAACUUCUUCUAGUGUCAAAUUGUCAUUGCCAACCCUUGAAUCCAACUCUGAGAUGCAAAACCUCGAGGACCUGGUACAGGCAGACCUUGUGCACGAGUAUCAGAGAAGACAAGAGUUGGAAAUUGCGGUCGAGUUUUAUAACAAAGAGAUUGAGAUACGAGGUGCUCGGCUUGGCGAAGAUCAUUCGCUAGUUCUAGUUCUUCAGAGCGCUCUAUUGCUAGUCUAUGAGGCCUGCGGCAACUUAUUUGCAUCUCAAGAAAUUUCCAAAGCAAUAUAUUUGUCAUUGGAUGGUAGCUUGGGACCCAAUCAUCCAUCCACACUACAGGCAAUGGCCCAGUAUGCCCUCCAAAGCGUCAACGCUGGGCAACCGAGCCUCGCCAUCUCCCUUGGGGAAGAGUUUGUGAGGAGGGGUGAGAAGACCUUCGAUCAUACAGACAAAAUAUAUAUCACGGGAAUUUCCAAUCUCGGCCUAGCAUACUUCUAUCUGGAGCUCUAUUCAGAAGCCGAGACGGCAUUUGAGACAGCCCUUGAACACCAUGGAGCCGCUCCCGGCUCUAAUCAAAUGGACGGUUCGAAAAUACAGAUCAAUCUUGCGCAUGCAAUAAAAGCCCAGGGCCAGGGUCGAAUUCGGGAAGCUGAACAGCUCUUGGUCGAAGCCUCAUCCCAAUUGGAAAAGAAUCUUGGCUAUCGGCACAGAGACACUAUUUCGAGUAUGGCAGCCCGUGCGCUUUCAUGGUAUGCCGGCCCAGGAAUGCCUAACAGUGACGUGGUCCAGUUCCAUGAUAUCGUCACAGUAACCAAAGAAUUCUUGGGCUCACAGCAUCCUGACACAUUGUUGAUAAUAGCGAACUAUGCUGCUUGCCUGUCACGCUCUGGCUCUUGGGUUGAGGCAAAAACAUUGUAUGAGGAAGUCUUAGAGGCUCUACAAGAUGUUCCAAGCGAUACUCAGCUGCAACACGCAAAUGUCAUGGCUAGCUUCGCUGCUGGGUGCUCCGAAAAUGGUGAGCUUGACAAAGCUGAGGAAUUGAUCCUCCAUGUACUCUCUAUUCUCAGGGGUGGGCUAUCACCGUUAGGACCAAGGUCCAUUUUAGCUCAACAUGCUUUGGCUACCUUGAUGAAUGUUUAUCGUCGCCGUGAGGACAUGGUGAAAGCCGAAAUGUUACUUAUGGUCAUCUGGGAAAGUAUCAAGGGUGGCUUAGGCGACGCGCUGGCUGACAGGAAUGUCCUGAUCAACGUGAGAAACAUUGCAGUUUCUUGCCUAGACAGAGGCCACCGACUGCCUGAGGCGCGCGACCUGCUAUUGGAGUUGCUAGAAAUCAUAACAAGGUGCAACGGACCGAAGCAUGUAGACACAAUUGUCACUCGAAAUGAGGUUGCUGAAAGCUUUCGUCGGCAGCGUCUGUAUUCUAAAGCCGAGAAAAUGCACUUGGAAACGCUCAAGAUAUGUCAGGAGGAGUUUGACCCUCACUAUCCUAUGACACUUGCGGUCAUGUCAAAUCUGGCAAUGAUAUAUUACUGGCAGCUAAAGGAAGAGCAAGCUGCAGACCUAAUGUAUCAGGUGUAUCUCGCGGAGGCCGAAGCGCUUGGUCCGAGCCACGAUGACACUGUUAGCUCUGCGGGAUGGGUCGUAUGCUUGCGUCGAUAUUACGGCGCUGAUUGUAGUCCGGAUAUGUUUCCUGGAGUCUUCGACUCACACAAAAGGGUUGAGGGUACGGAUCGAGAUUCCAUUGAGGCUAAGCUCACCCUCGCAGCCGCCUACGAAAGGCUUGAGCACGUGGACGAAGCACUAGAAAUUGUACAAGGAGCGGUCAGAGCUUGCAAGAGGAGAUUCGGCGACACGGACCUGUUGACCUUGAAGGCAUGGACAAGACUUGCUGACACUUUGCACACUGCCUUUUUGAAUUCAGCCUCUUCUUCUCAGCUAGAAAGAGCAAAGGAUAUCGCUACCUUUGUUUUUGAAGAGUACCGUAAGAUCCAUGGAGAGUAUCAUGAAGAUACCGCUGAAGCAGAGACGCUCCUCGGCUUUAUUUUGCGGGACAAAGAAUUGUACGCUGAAGCCGAACUUCACUAUAAACACGCGUUGCUUGCAGCCGAAAUGUCAUCGGGAGAAAAUGUGUAUUCAAUCAUCGGUAGAUUGAUGGAUUUGCUUAGAUUAUAUGAGAAACAGGGUGGAGAGGAAUCGGCUCGAAUCAUAUCAGACCGGAUCACAAAUUUGAAGAAGGAAAUGGACCAAAACCGGACCCUUCAUGUCAAUCCGGAAGGUACAAACCUAGUGGCCAGGGCACACUCGCCAAGUGGCUUCAGGAUUCUAUCCUCAAAAGCCGACGCAUAG